Molecule: messenger RNA, 1835 nt
Organism: Lathyrus oleraceus (garden pea)
Lineage: Eukaryota; Viridiplantae; Streptophyta; Magnoliopsida; Fabales; Fabaceae
Product: proline transporter 2
Exons: 7
Coding region: 194-1513 (439 amino acids)
Source: RefSeq, a predicted model, not a curated record
UGCAAGGGUUUAUAUAUAGAGGAGAGAUGUUAGACUCCUCUAUUAACGCAGUUUGAAAUAACAACAAAAAUAAGCUCAGAAUAAUCCCGGUGGAGAAACAGCUUAUUGUGACGGCGACGCUGGCGUUUGAAACUUCAGCAAUAACAACAAUAACAUUUAGCCGCCGCCAUCGCCAACACCUCCGUUAACAACAAUGGGAAAAGGAGGCGGUGCGAUUAGUGAUCCAAACAAGGUUCAUGAUGAUCCUGUCGAAAUUCCAGAUACUGCACAUCAAAUCAGUAGCGAUUCAUGGUUGCAAGUGGCAUUUGUACUCACCAAUGGAGUCAACAGUGCUUUUGUUCUUGGAUAUUCCGGGACUGUCAUGGUUCCCCUUGGCUGGAUAGGGGGUGUAGUUGGUCUCAUUCUUGCUGCUUUGGUAUCACUCUAUGCUAAUGCCCUUAUUGCUAAUAUCCAUGAAUUAGGAGGGACAAGACACAUCAGAUAUAGAGAUCUUGCUGGAUAUGUAUAUGGUAAAAAGGCAUAUAAACUCACAUGGGCUCUUCAGUAUAUCAAUCUUUUUAUGAUAAAUACUGGCUUCAUUAUUCUGGCUGGUUCAGCCUUAAAAGCUACUUAUACCUUGUUUAGGGAUGAUGCUCAGCUGAAGCUUCCAUAUUGUAUAGUUAUAGCUGGUUUUGUGUGUGCAAUGUUUGCCAUUUGUAUUCCUCAUCUUUCAGCUCUUGGAAUUUGGUUGGCAGUUUCAACCGUCUUCGGCUUGGUAUACAUUUCCGUAGCAUCUGUUCUAUCAAUUAAAGAUGGAAUACAUUCACCGCCUCGAGAUUACACCAUUCCAGGAGAAGGGGCAAGUAAAGUAUUUGAAACGAUUGGGGCGUCUGCUAACCUAGUGUUCGCAUAUAACACCGGCAUGCUUCCCGAGAUUCAGGCAACAAUUAAGCAGCCAGUUGUCAAGAACAUGAUGAAAUCCCUUUAUUUUCAGUUUACAGUCGGAGUUAUACCAUUGUACCUUAUAACCUUUUCAGGAUAUUGGGCUUAUGGAUCUUCCACAGAAACCUAUUUACUGAAUAGUGUCAACGGUCCGGUCUGGGUGAAGGCUUUCGCCAAUAUUUCAGCCUUCCUUCAAUCAGUCAUCGCCCUGCAUAUAUUUGCAAGUCCAAUGUAUGAGUAUUUGGAUACUAGACAUGGGAUCAAAGGAAGCGCAAUGAAUAUUAAGAACUUGUCGUAUAGAAUAACAGUAAGAGGCGGGUACCUGGUAUUUAACACAUUCAUAGCAGCUCUCCUGCCUUUUCUCGGAGAUUUCAUGAGCCUCACGGGAGCGAUCAGCACAUUUCCCCUUACAUUUAUUCUUGCAAACCAUAUGUACAUGGUGGCAAAGAAGAACAAAUUAACAUGUUUACAGAAGCUCUGGCACUGGAUCAACAUUGUUUUCUUUAGCAUCAUGUCUAUUGCAGCAACAGUUGCAGCACUACGGCUUAUUUCCGUAGACUCCAAAACAUACCAUGUCUUCGCAGAUAUUUGAUGAAACUCAUUACAUUUUUGCAGAAGUCGUAAUAAUGCCAGCAUGUUUCAAAUGCUUCCAUUGUUGGUGAAGAGCAUAGGAUUUUCUUGUAGAAGAUAGUAUCAUUGGAGCAACCAAUGACAAUCAUUAAUGUUGGAAGAGUUUUUCAUAGGAAAUGUAAAAGUUUCAAAGUGGGGAUGAGUUUGAAAAACUCCAUAAGUCCUACAUUGUUGGAAAAACUAUGUGUGUUGGUGUGUGAUUUGAAAAAAUCUCAAAUCCCAGAUUGCUUUGUUUACAUGUCGGUUUCUAACAUUCUAUAUGAAAAAGAAAAUUUGAAGUCUCA